UCCUCUUUCGCUCGCGAUCACUGAGAAUGUCUAGCGAAUGCAAUAAUAAGGGUUUCGAAGACAGUAGUUCUUCUGGUAUCUCAGACGAUGAGAGAUUGCCAAAUCAGCCCAAAUUACCAGCCAAACGUUAUAGACGUUUGAUAGAUAGAAUCCAGGACCGUAUUAGCCAUGGUAGACGUUGGUUCAGUUUGGAAUUUUUUCCACCUCGUACAGCAAACGGUGCUGCAAAUUUAGUCGGUAGAUUCGAUAGAAUGAGUGCUGGUUCUCCCUUAUUUUGCGACAUAACUUGGCAUCCUGCUGGAGAUCCAGGAUCAAAUAAACCAACCAGCUCGACCAUGAUUGCAAGCACAAUGUUAAAUUUUUGUGGGAUGGAAACGAUGUUGCAUUUAACAUGCUGUGGUCAAACGAGGGAAGAAAUAACAAAACACCUACAAAAGGCGAAAGAUAUGGGUAUAAAAAAUAUUCUUGCUUUAAGAGGCGAUCCUCCAGAAAAUCAAGAUGAAUGGGUUCAUGUUGAAAAUGGCUUUAAUUAUGCGACUGAUCUUGUCAAACAUAUUAGGGAAGAAUUUGGAGACUACUUUGUUAUCUGUGUAGCUGGUUAUCCGUCUGGACAUCCUGAUUGUCCAUCUUAUGAGGAAGAUCUUUUGCAUUUGAAAGAAAAAAUUGAUGCUGGUUCUGACUUUAUCAUCACCCAAUUGUUCUUCAAGGCUGAUAAUUUCCUUAAAUUUGUAGCGGAUUGUAGAAAAAUAGGUAUCAAUUGCCCAAUCAUACCUGGUAUUUUACCAAUUCAAGAAUAUAGAUCUUUGAGACAUAUUGUAAAGCUCUCCAAGCUGGAAGUGCCCCAAGAAAUUAUUGAUUCAAUAAAUCCAAUUAAGGAGAACGAUGAGGCCAUCAGAAACUUUGGAAUUGACCAAUGCGUAAAACUUUGCCGUCAAUUGAUUGAUGCCGGUGUUCACGGUUUCCAUUUCUAUACUUUAAAUAGAGAAGUUGCAUCCAUUGAAAUUCUAAAGGCCAUAGGUCUAUGGUCGGUUGAUCCUCAGCGUUCCCUUCCGUGGAAACGUACAGCGAAUCAUAAUAGAUGUCAAGAAGAUGUUAGACCUAUAUUUUGGCAGCUUAGGCAAAAGAGUUAUGUUCACCGAACAUCUGAAUGGGAUGAAUUUCCAAAUUCUCGUUGGGGAAACUCUAGCUCAGCUUCUUUUGGACAAUUAACUGAUCAUCAUAUUUUCUACUUAAGUAAUAGAAUGUCAAAGGAGGAGCAGUUAAAAAUGUGGGGUGAAGAAUUGACAUGCGAGAAAGACAUUUUUGACGUCUUUCACUCUUACAUUACUUCGAGUAAAAAUAAACAAGGCAAUUUGGUAUCCAAAAUUCCAUGGAACGAUGAAAAUAUCCAGCCAGAAACCAAAAUAAUCUUACAAGAUUUGGCUGAUAUCAAUCAAAAGGGAGUCUUGACGAUAAAUUCUCAACCAAAUGUAUGCGCUGCACCAUCUUCCGAUCCUCAAUUUGGAUGGGGAAACUCUAACGGAUAUGUUUUCCAAAAGGCUUACCUAGAAUUUUUCGUUAAUGAAAAAUUUGCUACCACCCUUAAAGAAGUUUUGCAAGAUUAUCCAAAUGUGAAUUAUCAUAUUAUUAAUGCUCAAGGGCAACAAUUUACAAAUUGCCACGAAUUUCAACCGCUGGCCGUAACUUGGGGAGUUUUCCCAGGAAAGGAGAUUGUUCAACCAACCGUUGUUGAUCCUGUAGCUUUCACCUUCUGGAAGGAUGAAGCAUUCUCGCUAUGGAAAGAGCAAUGGGGGAAAAUUUACUCACCUGAUUCAAAAUCGAGAAAAAUUGUCGAGCAUAUUCACGAUACGUACUAUUUGGUUAAUCUUGUGGAUAAUGACUUUCCAAAACCUACUUGUCUCUUUGAAAUUGUUUUGAAGAUGUUGAAAACAGCCAAUGAAAAGUUUGAUCCAAAUUUAUCAGAUAGAGAAUAUUUUAUAGAAAGUGUUCGUUUGUUGAGGAAAGUUUUUACAGAAUCAAGAGAAUUUAAUCUAAACGAAUUUGACUUGAAUACAACGCUUCUCUAUUGGCUUCCUCAUAAAACAGAACUAUUAGAAGUAUUUCAUCCUAGAAAUUGCGAAGAUCAUACAUACGAGAUUGUUCAACUACUUUUGAUUACGGCUAUAAUUGAACGAUUCCUAGGAAAUUUGUUAUUAACAAAACAAAAUCAAUGCCCAUCACUCUUAAAAGAUUUGUUGAAAAGUGAAAAUUUAUCAAAAAUAUUGAAUCCUAAUUUUCUUCAUAUGUUACAAAUUCUUAUUGGACCGCCAAUUUCAUUAAAUCUAAGAAAUUUAGCUUGGCAUGGAUUUAUUUCAAGUUUGGAAGCAAUUGAACUAAGAUUUGCCAAGUUUUUAAUGAUUAUCCUAUUAAAAAUGAACGAAUCUGUAAGAAAUUUAAAGAUGGAAUAUAACGAAAUUCGUUUAUUAUAUAAUCUAAGAAAGUACGAUUUUGAAUUAAAACAAAUGUUUUGUAAGGGAUUAAGUUUAUGCGAAAAGCUUAAUAUAUUUGAAGAAUAUACGAACGCUAAUGGCUUCGUUUCAACUAAUAUGAAAGAUCAAUUUCAUCUUGCAAUAAGAUUAAUGAAAAUGGAAAAAUAUUGGUGUGUUGCUAUCAUUCUAAUACCCCAAUUAGAGUUAAGUUUAAGAAGAAUGUUUGUACUCUUCAACAAAUGCUCCGAAAGAUUAUUAACAGCAGAGGAUUCAACUUUAUUCACAACUUUGGACGAGAAUCUUUUGCUCGAUUUACUUGUUUAUCCUAAUGGACCACGUUUAAGAGAUAGGCUCUCUCAUGGCGAAAUACUACUUGAAAGUUUCGACAAUGCAAUAAUGCAUAUACUAUUAGAUAUUUUCCUUCAAAUUUUCCAUGUACAAAGGGAAUUAGGAGAAUUUUCAACUGACAUAGCAGUCAAUUUUCAAGAAAUAUUAACAUUUCAUAAUAAUUAUCAAUCCCUAUUCCAUCCAAUCAAUUGUUGCCGAAAUGAAUUAAAUAAAAUAUUAGAAGAAUUUGGAAUGGAAAAUGUAAGGAAUCAACUGUUAAUGGUAAAUGAAGAUGUACAAAUUGAAAUAAAAACUGUUCAUAGAUGGCGCUUUAGAUUAAAACACGAAGAGAUUACUACAGAAGAAGAAAUGAUAAAUUUAUUUAGAAAGUUAAUAUCGAUCAUAACCCAACUAAAUAAAGAGAUAAAUGAAAGUUACUCGGAGAAAUGUAGGCAGAGAGACAGUAAUCAACUGCGAUCUAGGCAACGAUCGACUUUGGAAAGGAUGGAAAAAUGUUUGCCAAAAAUGAAACAUUCCUUCAAGGAAACAAUCAGAUUAGUUGGUGAAGCUUUCAAACACUUUAUCAUAGAAAAAAUCAAAAUCAGUCAAGCUAGUUAUAAAAAGAUGAAGCAAUUAGAAAAACUUUGGGAUAAGAUAUCAGCAACUGUCUUAAAAAAUAAAUGGGAAAUUAUCGAUGAAUUGGUGGACGAAUUUUUGGAAGGAAUAAAUCUAGACUUGAGAAGUUCAUCUGUUUAUUGA
Molecule: messenger RNA, 3554 nt
Organism: Dimorphilus gyrociliatus
Lineage: Eukaryota; Metazoa; Annelida; Polychaeta; Dinophilidae
Source: the annotation of a GenBank genome assembly